UUUUGGUGGUGGUAUGCAGUGCAGUAAGUAGUGGUGACUGGUUGUGGUGGUAGCAGCUAUGCGGUCGUGAAAUCCCAGGAUGGUGUGUGGUGGGAUUGGGGGGGUGGUGUGUAGUGUGGUAGAUGAUUUUGAGGUGAAGAAAAACCAAAUGAAGAGGAAGAGAAGAAAUGAGGAUAGUGAGGGCAUAAAAGGCUUUUUAUUAUUGCCUUUAACUUUGUUAGUCAUUCGUUUUAGUCCGAAACCAGAUGGCAGUUAUGUGGUUAUUUUUAUACUGCAGGGAGGUGAUGUGCGAAAAGGCCAAACCACAAGGGGUUAACAGAAGCUAACCUUAAAAUUUUUCUUCCACUUCCAUGAAGCCGAUGGGUUGAGUUGCCACAAAAAUUAUAUUCUGAUAUUGUGAAUGUCUUUCUUAGAAGUAUUUUCCUAGAACAUGAUUUUGCACUUUUUUCAGUCCACAAAAAUAAUUUACGUGAAUUGUAUUGCUUGGGGACUAACUCCAGAAAAUUGCUCUGGCAGACAAUUCAGACCAAGUCUGCCGCAUGGUUUCUGAGUGAUUACUGCAUUUACAUUUUGUUUGCAAUUGCUACUUUAAAUUGGUACCAUAACAUUUGGUGUUCAUUAGUGUUUGGGCUGAUGUGAAGUUGCUCAAUUCCGUAACACCCAUUUUAAUAUGCUCCAUAACAAUUUGAUCAUAUUCUUCCAUUGUUUGGGAAGUGUCCUUCAACUGAGUUUGUGCCUAAAAAUUUUGUGCAGAUAUGCAAUGACAGGACAGUUGACUCAGAAGAGUGAUGUGUAUAGCUUCGGGGUUGUUCUGUUAGAGCUUUUGACUGGAAGGAAACCUGUGGAUCAUAACAUGCCUCGUGGACAGCAGAGUCUUGUCACUUGGGCUACUCCCAGACUGAGCGAAGACAAAGUUAAACAAUGCGUAGAUCCAAAGCUUAAAGGAGAGUAUCCUCCAAAAGGAGUGGCAAAGCUGGCGGCUGUGGCAGCAUUAUGCGUGCAGUAUGAGGCUGAGUUCCGGCCUAAUAUGAGCAUAGUUGUGAAGGCUCUCCAGCCACUUCUGAGGCCACCUGCUCCAACUCCCGAAACUUAG
This is a messenger RNA of Ilex paraguariensis (yerba mate), 1093 nucleotides long. NCBI's taxonomy places the organism in Eukaryota, Viridiplantae, Streptophyta, Magnoliopsida, Aquifoliales, Aquifoliaceae. The record is from the annotation of a GenBank genome assembly.